Molecule: messenger RNA, 2930 nt
Organism: Nannospalax galili (Upper Galilee mountains blind mole rat)
Lineage: Eukaryota; Metazoa; Chordata; Mammalia; Rodentia; Spalacidae
Gene: Hgs
Product: hepatocyte growth factor-regulated tyrosine kinase substrate
Exons: 22
Coding region: 114-2441 (775 amino acids)
Molecular function (GO): ubiquitin binding; metal ion binding; phosphatidylinositol binding
Source: RefSeq, a predicted model, not a curated record
CUCGGGGCCGUGCGCGUGCGCGCCGUGGCCAAGCAAGGCGGAAGCGGAAGUUGGGGGGCGCGUCAGCUCUGUGAGUGGGAGCUCCCGCGGCGUCGGUCCGGUGUGGGGUCGCCAUGGGACGAGGCAGCGGCACCUUCGAGCGUCUCCUAGACAAAGCCACCAGCCAGCUUCUGCUGGAGACCGACUGGGAGUCAAUUCUACAGAUCUGCGACCUGAUCCGUCAGGGGGACACACAAGCAAAAUAUGCUGUGAAUUCCAUCAAGAAGAAAGUCAAUGACAAGAACCCACAUGUAGCUUUGUAUGCUCUGGAGGUUAUGGAGUCCGUGGUGAAGAACUGUGGCCAGACAGUCCACGACGAGGUGGCCAAUAAACAGACCAUGGAAGAGCUGAAGGAGCUACUGAAGAGGCAAGUGGAAGUCAAUGUCCGGAACAAGAUCCUGUACCUGAUCCAGGCCUGGGCACAUGCCUUCCGGAACGAGCCCAAGUACAAGGUGGUCCAGGACACCUACCAGAUCAUGAAGGUAGAAGGACAUGUCUUCCCAGAAUUCAAGGAGAGUGAUGCCAUGUUUGCUGCUGAAAGAGCCCCCGACUGGGUGGAUGCCGAGGAGUGCCACAGAUGCAGAGUACAGUUUGGGGUGGUCACUCGCAAGCACCAUUGCCGGGCAUGCGGGCAGAUCUUCUGUGGCAAGUGUUCCUCCAAGUACUCCACCAUCCCCAAGUUUGGCAUCGAGAAGGAGGUGCGCGUGUGUGAGCCCUGCUAUGAACAGCUGAACAAGAAAGCUGAAGGAAAAGCUGCUUCUACCACUGAGCUGCCCCCAGAGUACCUGACCAGCCCCCUGUCACAGCAGUCUCAGCUGCCCCCAAAGCGGGAUGAGACAGCCUUGCAGGAAGAGGAAGAGUUGCAGCUGGCUCUGGCCCUGUCACAGUCAGAGGCUGAGGAGAAGGAGAGGAUGAGACAGAAGUCAACAUAUACAGCGCACCCGAAGGCAGAGCCUGCGCCCUUGGCAUCCUCUGCACCCCCCGCCAGCAGCCUAUAUUCCUCACCUGUGAACUCGUCAGCUCCUCUGGCUGAGGACAUCGACCCUGAGCUUGCACGGUACCUCAACCGGAACUACUGGGAGAAGAAGCAGGAGGAGGCUCGGAAGAGCCCCACGCCGUCCGCACCUGUGCCCCUCACAGAGCCAGCUGCCCAGCCUGGGGAGGGGCAUGCAGCCUCUGCAAACGUGGAGGCUCCUCUCCCAGAGACAGACUCUCAGCCCAUAACUUCCUCUGGCGGACCCUUUAGUGAGCAGUACCAGAAUGGGGAGUCAGAGGAGAGCCACGAGCAGUUCCUGAAGGCCCUGCAGAAUGCCGUCAGCACCUUCGUCAACCGCAUGAAGAGCAACCAUAUGCGGGGCCGCAGCAUCACCAAUGACUCGGCUGUGCUCUCACUCUUCCAGUCCAUCAACAGCAUGCACCCACAGCUGCUUGAGCUGCUCAACCAGCUGGAUGAGCGUAGGCUAUAUUAUGAGGGGCUUCAGGACAAGCUGGCACAGAUACGUGAUGCGCGAGGGGCUCUGAGUGCCCUACGUGAGGAGCACCGAGAGAAGCUACGGCGGGCUGCUGAGGAGGCUGAGCGCCAGCGCCAGAUCCAACUGGCUCAGAAGCUGGAGAUCAUGAGGCAGAAGAAACAGGAGUAUCUGGAGGUGCAGAGGCAGCUGGCUAUCCAGCGCCUACAGGAGCAGGAGAAGGAACGGCAGAUGCGCCUGGAGCAGCACAAGCAGACUGUCCAGAUGCGUGCCCAGAUGCCUGCCUUCCCUUUGCCCUAUGCGCAGCUCCAGGCUAUGCCCACAGCUGGGGGUGUGCUCUACCAGCCCUCAGGCCCAACCAGCUUUCCUGGCACCUUCAGUCCAGCAGGCUCAGUAGAGGGUUCCCCGAUGCAUGGUGUGUACAUGAGCCAGCCAGCCCCCGCCACUGGCCCCUACCCCAGCAUGCCUGGCACCACAGCAGAUCCCAGCAUGGUCAGUGCCUACAUGUACCCAGCGGGUGCCCCUGGGACACAGGCAGCCCCCCAGGCCCAGGCAGGGCCCACUGCCAGCCCUGCCUACUCUUCCUACCAGCCCACUCCCACCCCAGGUUACCAGAAUGUGGCUUCCCAGGCCCCACAGAGCCUCCCAGCCAUCUCCCAGCCACCACAGUCCAGCACCAUAGGCUACAUGGGGAGCCAGCCAGUGUCCAUGGGCUACCAGCCAUACAACAUGCAGAAUCUCAUUAGCACCCUCCCAGGCCAGGAUGCGUCUCUGCCAGCCCAGCAGCCCUACAUCGCAGGGCAGCAGCCCAUGUACCAGCAGAUGGCACCCACCAGCGGCCCUCCCCAGCAGCAGCCUCCUGUGGCCCAGCCACCACCUGCACAGGGACCGCCAGCACAGGGCAGUGAAGCCCAGCUCAUCUCAUUCGACUGACCCCUAGUUGGGCACUCACCAUCCAGAGUAACACUACGGUUCAUCCAGAACCACCUCCGUGUCUAACUAGCCAUUUCCUCUCGUCACUGCCCUGUAAUGUCCCUUCUCUCUUGAGCAAUGGGUGGGCCUUCACCCUCAGUGCUCUGCCCUAUAUCCUCAGCUGUCUGGUCUCUGUCACUGGUUUCCUGCUUUGGUUCUGACUAUCUCUGACUUUCCCCAACGCUGAGCCUCAGGGAGGGAGGGGCCUUCUCUGGAGAGCGCCCAGCCCUGUGUUGGGGCCUGCCAGAGUCGGCUGCAGCAGGGAUGCUUAGCCUGUUCCAGAGUUGAUAGGAGCUAGCUGUGUGGUGUCUAGGCCUGGCCCUGGCACUUUGCAGGAACGCUUUGGCUCUUGCAUAGCAAGGGUAGAGGCUUUAGGCAUCUCUGUCCCUCCUGUUUCUCAGCUGUCAUCUCUCCAGUGCAGAACAGUGAUAAUAAACGUAUUUCAAAAGA